Molecule: messenger RNA, 851 nt
Organism: Rhagoletis zephyria (snowberry fruit fly)
Lineage: Eukaryota; Metazoa; Arthropoda; Insecta; Diptera; Tephritidae
Source: RefSeq, a predicted model, not a curated record
AUGUGCGAACGCGUAUCGAAAGAGAUGUUAAGUAGAUAGUGGCGUAGAGGGUACAUGAAAUUGUACACAAUUUAAAACUGAAGCAAUUAAGAUUACAACUACAAACACUUGCAGCUUGCAACAUAACUUGGAUUACUUGUUGAAUGCUGCAAGUGGUCUCGACCAGUGAGUGCCGCCAACGACGCCAACCAACGCUAGCAAAAAUACUGAAAAUUGCCAUAAAUGCCGCUGCAGCUACCCAAAACAGCCAGCCGACCCGCAGACCCAGAUGAAUGCUCCACUCAAAAUGCUGUUCCACAACAAAGGCGCUAUAUUUUCGGCUGCUUUUAGUAUAUGGCUAAUAUGCUGUUGUUUACCCAGCGCCGAACCACUCGUUGUGCCACAGGAGCUGCCCUCCAUACUAUCGUUAAUCUAUUCGAAUAUACCACCUAUUAAAAAAGGUACCGACUCUCGCCUCGGCUUCGGCUUUCGUCUCGGCAAUCAUGCCGACUUUCAAGUACUACUCGAAUUAGGACCACAGAAAAAUACACGUCCGAUCGGCGAGAAUACUGAUUCGGAAAAUAAUUUCAAUAAAAGACAAAUUAGCAAAGCGCAUCGAGACUAUCUGCUGCGGAAGCAGGCACAAGAGGCGCUCAAACAGCUGAGCAGUAGCACCACCACUGACGACACCGUCAGCACAAUCACAUCAACCGAGCCUACAGCAGCCAGUUGGUUGGAGAAUUGGUCCAAAGCUAUGCAUUCGAAUAUGAAUAGCAACAACAACAACGACGCUAGCGCUGGCAUUGCGGCGAGUAAAAAGAAAUCAACGCCGAAAUUUACACAAAUCACAGCGAAAAAGCACCAACAGCAAC